Messenger RNA from Chlorocebus sabaeus (green monkey), 1078 nucleotides. NCBI's taxonomy places the organism in Eukaryota, Metazoa, Chordata, Mammalia, Primates, Cercopithecidae. The record is from RefSeq and is a predicted model, not a curated record.
AUGGAUGUGAUUGCAGAUAUCUCCAUAGUUUUGGGAAAAUUUCUAUAUUACUUUUUGGAAUCUUUGGUUUACAAGAUAAUUCCCAAGACGAAAAAGAAUGUUGCUGGAGAGAUUGUACUUAUAACGGGAGCUGGAAGUGGACUUGGGAGGCAAUUGGCCAUACAUUUUGCCAGACUUGGAGCCAUUUUAGUUCUAUGGGAUAUUAAUCAAGAAGGCAAUACGGAAACGUGUAGACUGGCCAAAGAAAACGGUGGUGAGAAAGUGUUUCCCUAUACGUGUGACUGUAGCAACAGACAAGAGGUCUACAGAGUUGCUGAUCAGGUCAGGAAAGAAGUUGGUGACGUGACCAUCCUCAUUAACAACGCUGGUAUAGUCACAGGAAAGUUCUUCCUCGAUAUUCCAGAUCACAUGGUGGAAAAAUCCUUUCUUGUAAACGCCAUCUCUCAUUUCUGGACUUGUAAGGCCUUCCUUCCUGCCAUGAUUAAAGCUAACCAUGGUCACCUGGUUUGUAUUUCAAGUAUAGCAGGAGUAUUUGGUAUUAAUGGACUAUCAGGUGAGUACUUUGUUUCACCAUAUUAUUCUGCAAGUAAAUUUGCAGCCUUUGGCUUUGCUGAAUCUCUCUUUUUUGAAUUAACUAUGGCAAAGAAAACUGAAGUUAAAACCACCAUCGUGUGCCCACAUUUCAUCAACACUGGAAUGUUUGAGGGCUGUACGAGCAAGUAUCCGUUUCUGUUACCAAUACUGGAGCAGGAGUAUGUGGCCAAAAAAAUUGUAAAUGCCAUUUUAGAGGAACAAGUUUAUUUAAUAAUGCCCAAAUUUGUAUAUAUCACAUUGAUUCUUAAACAAAUAAUAUCUCCAAAAAUGUUGAUAGCCCUUGGUGAGUACCUUGGAGUGGACACUUGCAUGGUUUCUUUCAAAGGGAGAAAGAAAGCAAAUGAACUUCAGACUGAAACUGAAGGGAAACGCCAAUAGUUCAAGCCUCAAAUAUGGGAAUCAAAGUGUUACAAGGAUGAAUUAUUCGUAAUUCCUCCUAAUGCUUAAAGGAUUGCAGUCUACCAAGGAUUACUAAAGCUUUCAA